Molecule: messenger RNA, 3282 nt
Organism: Anopheles nili
Lineage: Eukaryota; Metazoa; Arthropoda; Insecta; Diptera; Culicidae
Gene: PolD1
Product: DNA polymerase delta catalytic subunit
Exons: 2
Coding region: 1-3282 (1093 amino acids)
Biological process (GO): nucleotide-excision repair, DNA gap filling; DNA-templated DNA replication; DNA replication proofreading
Cellular component (GO): delta DNA polymerase complex
Molecular function (GO): DNA-directed DNA polymerase activity; 3'-5'-DNA exonuclease activity; DNA binding
Source: RefSeq, a predicted model, not a curated record
AUGAACGCCAAACGUAAACCCUUUACUAAACCAAAUGAACCAACAACGUCGGGCGGUCCGAAAAAGUUUCGAGGGGAGGAUGAUGAAGAAGAGUUCGAAAGCUAUUUUGAGGCAGAGCUGGCAAACUUCGACGACGAUGCAGCCGACACAGCUAGAAUUGGGCUGGGACCGGAGAGUGAGAACACCUGCGCCAAAUGGAGCCGGCCAGAUGUGGAACCGCUUGAUUCAAUCAAGGACAAACUCGUGUUUCAGCAGAUAGAUAUUGACCAUUACAUCGGCCAACCGCUGGCUGGUAUGCCCGGCGUACAAAACGGCCCCGUUCCUGUCAUGCGAAUGUUUGGCGUGACGAUGGAGGGCAACUCAGUGUGCGCUCAUGUACAUGGCUUUUUGCCGUACUUGUACUUGGCAGCGCCCCGCGGCUUUAACAAGUCUCAUUUGGCGGAGUUCCGUAAGGCACUGGAUAGAGUCGUUCUUCACGAUAUGCGAUCAAACAAAGAUAACCUGCGUGAAGCCGUUGUCGAAGUAGAGAUCGUGGAGCGACAGUCGAUCAUGGCGUACAACGGGGAGGAUCGGUUUCAAUUUAUCCGUAUCACAGUAGCGUUGCCCAAGUUACUCGCAGCAGCUAAGCGACUGCUGGAAAAGGAACAUAUAAUGGAGUCGAUGGAUUUUCAAGAUUGCCGAGUGUACGAAAGCAAUAUUGACUUCGACAUUCGCUUCAUGGUGGACACCGGCGUGGUGGGAUGCAGCUGGAUCGAGCUUCCGGCCGGCUCGUGGCACAUUCGUAAAAGAGGAAUGUCUCUGGCACCGGAAACCCGCUGCCAGAUAGAAGUGGACGUUGCAUUCAGUGCGUUCAUCGCCCACGAACCCGAGGGCGAGUGGGCUAAAGUGGCACCGUUCCGUAUCCUUAGCUUCGAUAUCGAAUGUGCCGGUAGGAAGGGCAUCUUCCCCGAAGCGCAGCACGAUCCGGUCAUCCAGAUUGCCAACAUGGUCAUCCGGCAAGGCGAACAGGAACCGUUCCUGCGCAACGUGUUUACUCUGAAAUCCUGCGGUCCAAUCGUGGGCGCACAGGUGCUGAGCUACGAGACAGAACAGGAGCUGCUGGACAAAUGGGCGUGUUUUGUGCGCGAGCUUGAUCCGGACAUUCUAACCGGGUAUAACAUUAACAACUUCGAUGUGCCUUACCUGCUAAAUCGCGCUAGCCACCUUAAGGUAAAGAAUUUCGAGUAUCUUGGCCGCGUGACCAACAUUCGCUCGAUCAUCAAGGACACCGUUAUCCAGUCGAAGCAGAUGGGACGCCGAGAGAAUAAAUUCGUCAACUUCGAGGGACGUGUUCCGUUCGAUUUGCUCUUCGUGCUGUUACGCGACUACAAAUUGCGAUCGUACACGCUUAACGCGGUCAGUUAUCACUUCCUACAGGAACAGAAGGAAGAUGUGCACCACAGUAUUAUCACAGAUUUGCAGAACGAAAGCGAUCAAACGCGUCGCCGGUUAGCGAUGUAUUGUCUGAAGGAUGCGUACCUUCCGCUUCGGCUGCUGAACAAGCUGAUGUGCAUUGUGAACUACAUGGAAAUGGCACGUGUAACGGGAGUCCCACUCGCCUGUCUGCUUACCCGUGGUCAGCAGAUUAAAGUCAUGAGCCAGCUGCUGCGCAAGUCGAAGGUGGCUGGUUACUUGAUCCCGUCCUACCAGAGCUCGGGAUCGGAUGAACAAUAUGAAGGUGCGACCGUUAUCGAACCAAAGCGUGGCUACUACGCCAAUCCCAUUUCCACGUUGGAUUUUGCCUCCCUGUACCCAAGCAUCAUGAUGGCGCACAACCUUUGCUACACCACUCUCGUGCAACCGAACAUGAAGGACAAGCUGGGGCUCAGUCCGGACCAGCUGACGCAGACUCCCGCGAACAACGUGUUCGUGAAGGCAUCGGUGCGCAAAGGCAUCCUGCCGGAAAUUCUCGAAUCUCUGCUGGCGGCUCGUAAGCGCGCCAAAGCCGACUUGAAGGUAGAAACGGACCCUUUCAAGCGGUCCGUGCUGGAUGGCCGCCAGUUGGCGCUAAAAAUAUCCGCUAACUCUGUGUACGGGUUUACCGGCGCGCAAGUGGGCAAGCUGCCGUGCUUGGAAAUCUCCGGCUCGGUAACGGCGUAUGGGCGCACGAUGAUCGAGCAGACGAAGCAGGAAGUUGAACAGCGCUACACGGUGGAGAACGGAUACGAGAACAACGCCGUCGUUAUCUAUGGUGACACGGACUCGGUGAUGGUGAACUUUGGCGUGAAAACGCUCGAACAAAGCAUGGAGCUGGGCAAGGAGGCGGCCGAGUACGUGAGCGCGAAAUUCGUUAAACCGAUCAAACUCGAGUUCGAGAAAGUGUACUAUCCGUACCUGCUGAUCAACAAGAAGCGAUACGCAGGUCUGUACUUCACACGACCAGACAAAUACGACAAGAUGGACUGCAAAGGAAUCGAAACGGUACGUCGCGACAAUUCACCACUUGUGGCAAAUUUGAUGAACAACUGCCUGCAGAAGCUACUGAUCGAGCGCAAUCCGGACGGAGCGAUCGAAUACGCGAAACAAACCAUCUCCGAUCUAUUGUGCAACAAGAUUGACAUCUCGCAGCUGGUCAUCACCAAGGAGCUGGCGAAAAGCGAUUACGCCGCGAAGCAGGCCCACGUGGAGUUGGCAAAUAAGAUGAAAAAGCGCGACCCGGGCAACGCGCCCAAGCUAGGAGAUCGUGUUCCGUACGUGCUGAUCGCUGCGGCCAAAAAAACACCCGCCUACAUGAAGGCUGAGGAUCCAAUUUACGUGCUCGAGAACUGUAUUCCUAUCGACGCCAACUAUUACCUGGAGAAUCAGCUAACCAAGCCACUCCUUCGCAUCUUCGAGCCGAUCUUGGGGGAGAAAGCUGAAUCGAUUCUACUUCGGGGAGACCACACGCGUACUCGAUCGGUCGUCACGUCGAAAGUCGGGGCCCUGGCGGCGUUCACAAAGAAACGCGACGCUUGCCUUGGUUGUAAGGCACUAUUGGCCACGGGAGAGGAAGGUCGGGCACUAUGCCAACACUGUGCACCGAGAGAGGCUACACUCUAUCAAACGGAGCUGGCGGCACAACGAACGCUGGAGGAUCGGUUUUGCCGCCUGUGGACGGAAUGCCAGCGAUGUCAGGGUUCGCUACACGAGGAAGUUAUCUGCACGAGCCGUGACUGUCCGAUCUUCUACAUGCGAACGAAGAUCAAGAUGGAGCUGGAAACGCAAGAGAAACGCGUGACACGAUUUGGAAUUCCGGAGUGGUAG